Vanrija pseudolonga is the source of this 1060-nucleotide messenger RNA. RefSeq lists its product as uncharacterized. The record is from RefSeq and is a predicted model, not a curated record. The transcript has 2 exons. Lineage: Eukaryota; Fungi; Basidiomycota; Tremellomycetes; Trichosporonales; Trichosporonaceae. Bases 33 to 947 code for a protein of 304 amino acids.
CAACACUCAACCAACACGAAACAACAAUCACAAUGGUCACCAUAGACCACACAGCAUACCCAGCUAUCAUGGAUGACAUCAUCGCCUACGCCCCCAUGCAAGCACUCUUCAAGCUCCGUCUCACAUCCAAGGCCUUCCGCGCGCGGGUCGACGCCUUGGUGGGGCGGCACGUCCUCCUCGGCCCUCUCACAGUCACAGGUACCACGCUCCUCCUUCCCAAGAUAUAUCGCUUCAACCCAGGGCCCUCCAGCUGGGCUGUGCCCGCCAAUCCCUCCGUUGUGCGGGUCCUCGACGUCGACUUCGGGACCCUCGAUGAUCCUGCCCUUUCCAUUGUUCUGAGCCAGUUCACCGGCGUCACGACUGUGCGGAGGUUCAGCCUUCCGUAUACGGAGAACGAGGAGCUAUUCGAGCUCCCACCUUCAGCCAGGACGGUGGUCGACUAUCUUCCGCUCUCCAUCAACACGUACGUCCCCGUCUCUUCUGGCCGACGACACAUCCUCCAUGUCGGCCUGUGUCCGACUGUGGGACCGAACGGCCCAGCCACAGACGCGGCUGUUGACGACAAUGUGGAAGACGUCGUGGUGGUUCUCUCGAUGGAUAUGAUGCCACCGGGGCUCGCUGUCCCAGAGAUCACCUUUCAAUGUCUCUGCGACACCCUCUACGGCCCCCUUAUCUCGUUCACGCAGCAGGUCACCGUUGUUGGCCUCGAGCUUCUUGCACCGGCAGCACAGACCGACCCAGCCCCCCACCCUUCAAUGCAGAGGACGUACAGAUUGAUCAAGCGUUUUCUGGAUGGAUGGUGCGAGUUCUUCCGACCGGGCGCGAUCAAUUUGAGGUACCUCACCACGGAGGAGUGGUGGGCCGAGCUGGACGAGGGCGAGACGUCCCUCGUCGGUGUCUGGCCGUCCGAGUGCAACACUAGCCUGGUCGACGUCAGCGAGAACUAAGGGGAGAGGCUCGCGUCCAUAUGUACAUAGAUUAUGAUGCGGGGUGAAGUUGAGUCGCAAAGAUGGCUGUGUGGCUCUGCUCCAUGACCAGCAUGCAUGGUGUGUGAUAUGAG